UGACACUCAUGUGACUUUCUCUACCAUCUGCUCAGAGGAUUUAUCUCUACCUGUCACCUCUGAUUUUAAUCAGGGGAUAAUCAAACCAAGCAGGGAGCUCUUAUAGAUUCCCUCAUCCUCCUAAAGGCACUGACUGAAUGAGGCCAUAAAGCCUCCACAUUUAAACUGCAGUGGGUGCAAACAACUGUUCACUACGUAGGACAGGAGAGAUCUCAGGGCAUUGGAAAGCUGGCUCCAAAACACCUGGAGUCACUUUUGUUCAUCCCUCUCCCCCAGACAAGGUUCUUUGAAUAGAACAACAUUGGAAUGGCUUAGAUCAUAAUGUUCCAUCACCAGGGUAACGUUCCAGUAGGCUGAUGCAAACCAGUGGACUUCAAAUAGGCUUCCGGUUGCUGUACAGUAAAGUUCUAAAAUUUUGGGAACAGAUCUAAGCUCAACCUUCACCGCGGAGCCAAGCCCAGUCAGACCUUUAAGCCAGAAGCCAAGUUCUCAGGACAGUAAGAAUCACUUGAUGUUUAGUUUGUCAGCAUAAUGACUUCCAAGAGAAGAACCAGUGAAAUAAUUAGAAAGCUCAAAGAAGGCAAACGCUGUCUCCUGGAGGAGAUAAAUGAAAAGCGUGAAUCCGACUGCCUUGUGGAAAGAAGCAAUCAAGUCAGUUUACUGAGAGUUCAAAAGAGGCAUUUCAGUGGUGCAUACACGUCUUCUACUCACACCCAAAUCAAAGAAUCUGUUCCUGAUAGUGGCAGGAGCUCCUGGGUCACACUGAGUCUCCUUGUUCACACGGAGAAAAAGCACUUUCCCCCAAAAAAUAAUGCCAUAUUUGGAUAAAGUGCAUCUCCAGAGACACAGAAAUAUAUUCCCUUUGAUCCUUCUCUAAUGUCUGUCUUACUGACAAAUAUUAA
Lontra canadensis (Northern American river otter) is the source of this 902-nucleotide messenger RNA. RefSeq names its product spermatogenesis associated 45 (gene SPATA45). The record is from RefSeq and is a predicted model, not a curated record. NCBI's taxonomy places the organism in Eukaryota, Metazoa, Chordata, Mammalia, Carnivora, Mustelidae. The transcript is spliced from 5 exons. Bases 532 to 828 code for a protein of 98 amino acids.